AUGACAUCCAAGUACGACGAGAAAGACAUUAAAUUCACCAAGCAUUUCAUCGAUGGUGAUUUUCGUGAUUCCAAAUCCGGAAAGUACUACGAGCUGUACGAUUUAUUGAAAGACAAGUCGUGGAUAAAGGUGACAGAAGGUGAAAAAUACGAUGUUGAAGUGGCCGUUACAGCUGCCUAUCGUGCAUUUGACUAUGGCACCGAAUGGCGUAAAUUGGAUCAUACUCAACGCGGCCGCCUUUUGUACCGUUUGGCCGAGCUGUUGCAACGUGAUUUUGACUACUUAGCUUGGUUGGAGACGAGAAACACCGGCAAAACGUUGGAAGAUUCCAAAUUCGAUGUGAAACGCAGCAUUGACUUUCUGCGUUACUAUGCCGGCUACACCGACAAAUUCUGGACUCGUACCGAUCGCGACAAGGAUGACUACUUUGAGUUCACGACCAAAGAACCACUUGGCAUCAUUGGAUUGCUUGGCGAUCACAUCGACCCACUCUGGACGUUUAUUCGUCAAAUUGCUACAGUUCUGGCUGGUGGAAAUACUUUGGUUUAUAAACCAUCGUACAAAACUCCAUUGACCACUCUCUACAUCGCCAAUUUGAUCAAUGAAAUCGGUUUUCCAAAAGGUGUGGUUAAUAUUGUGACUGGCAAAGGAACCAUCGUUGGCGAAGCACUCGGCUUGAAUGAAUACAUCAAACAUAUUACGUUCACUGGUCGCCGUGAAAUUGGAAAACUCUUCUACAACUAUGCCGGUCAAUCCAAUUUCAAAACGCUCAAAUUCUUCUUCACCGAAAAGACUCCAUUGUUCGUGUUUGAUGAUGCUACUAUCGAUGACGCUGCUUUGAUCGCUCAUCACGCUGCAUUCUUCAAGGACGGUAAGAGCAGAUAUCGGCCCGUUCGCAUUUACGUUCAAGACAAUAUUUACGAUAAAUUUGUGAAACGCAGCAUUGAAUUGGUACAAAAACGUCGCCUUGGCGAUCUCUUCGACAAGGACGUUCGCGUUGGUUCAUUCAUCGAUGAAUGGCACUUCAAGAAAUUCUUGGACUAUGUUGAAAAGGCCAAGAAAGAUGGAGCUAAACUCGAGUUCGGUGGAAAACGUUUUGGAACUACUGGAUGGUUUGCUGAGCCAACCAUUUUCUCCGAUGUUCGUGAUGGCUGUAAAUUCCUUUUGGAUUACGAGGUGUACGGACCGAUCCAGCUCAUCACUCGCUUCAAGAAAUUCGAAGACAUUCCAGACUACUUGAGAAAAUGGAACUACGACCGCACCAUAGGUGUCGUUUCGAAAGAUUUCGGCCGAUUUAAACUACUCGAGCGCCGCCUUGACGUAAAUCUUUUCUUCUACAAUUCUUGGCAUGAUUUCAAACCAUACUUGAAGUACCAAGAGAGACAACAACAAGAUUUUGGUGACUAUUUCGAUCAGGAAUACUUUGAUCGCGAUGCCAUCGAAUACUAUUUGAAGAAGAAAACCAUAGACGGUCUCUGGGAAACACGUAAAUACGAUACCUACACGUGGUGA
Messenger RNA from Sitodiplosis mosellana (orange wheat blossom midge), 1512 nucleotides. RefSeq names its product omega-crystallin-like. Gene Ontology annotation, molecular function: aldehyde dehydrogenase (NAD+) activity. Lineage: Eukaryota; Metazoa; Arthropoda; Insecta; Diptera; Cecidomyiidae. The record is from RefSeq and is a predicted model, not a curated record. The transcript has a single exon. Bases 1 to 1512 code for a protein of 503 amino acids.